This is a messenger RNA of Porites evermanni, 4923 nucleotides long. NCBI's taxonomy places the organism in Eukaryota, Metazoa, Cnidaria, Anthozoa, Scleractinia, Poritidae. The record is from the annotation of a GenBank genome assembly.
AUGGCGUGUACCUUCUCACUUUUGGUCGGUGGAGAAUGCGGGGCUGAUCCAAAGUCAAAGACUGCGUCGCGUAAAAUCGUACCCUUGGUAUCAUGCUCAAAGAAUAUAUCGAGCCACAAAAAACAGCUUCAAUUCAGUGGCUGCGAAACGGAAAUUGAGCUUAUUCUAGCCCGCAGUGGUUGUUUCCAAACGCCAGAAAAUAUCCACGACAUGACUAUCUGUCCGCUGCACCGCGUUAGUUUGGGUAUUGGGUGGCGAAGGUCUAAGCGGGUAUGCAGUGUUCCAGGCAAACUCUCUGGACACAGUGAAGAAUCCAAGAAAAAUGGCGAGCGGGGUUGUAGCUUGGCUCAGUCGAAGUACAUAUUGGAAGCCACUGGUGAAUUCAUUCCAGUUGGUUCAGGUAAAUAUAAUCCUUCUUCUUUUGUAAUACUUGCGGGAGUAAAACAUUUGUUUAUAACGUAUGACGUCAUAUAACACAUCAAACAUAUCUCUGCCGUCGUUAAGAUGGUGAGUCAGUUCAGUUAGCUGGGCUGGCCCGUUUUAUUGGAAUGGUUCGACUAAUACCUUGAUUCCCUUUAAAAUUUCCGUUUUGUUAAUAUAUGAAGCCGGACUGACCAACUUGCAGAAAUCUCUCCUCAGGCAACCAGUAUCUCGUCAGCCUGGUCUCUCAUAUAAACAUAGCAAAAAUUUUAUAAGGACACAGGGUAUAAGCCGAGCCAGCCGGAUAAAGCAGGCAAGCUGGGCUAAUCGGGCUGGCUCACUUCACAUAAACAGGCCUUUAACCCUAUGUUAAUACUAUGCAAGAUAUCUUUGUUCCGGCAAGAAAACCAAACCCGGGAUAGGGCUUUUGUUCACACUCAAGAACUGUGACUUCGGCGCCAUUUCUGGAAAGGAGCCAAGCUGCGCCUUACCGAUUUCGAAGGGUAACCUAGCAUAUAGUCUACGUAGCUGGCGGUUUUUUGAUGUGUGUUUUUUUUUCUUCUUUUGUGGUUUGCAAAGUAAAAAUUACAGCCGAGCGAUACCCUGAACCAAGGUCGAAAAAGAAAACGAUGAGAGUGGGGCGUGUGUAAAAAUGAUAAAUGGCACAGCAAGAAAUCAGAAAUGCAAGUGCGGGUGAGAAAAUAUAAAAAUAGUGGGUUAACAUUUUUGUAAUUAUAUUUUUUUAGCGAUUUGUACUCAGUGUCGAAAGAACCUUACGAAACAAGCACAUACCCCUGAAAGCAGUCUGCCACAAUCAGAUUUUGACGAACUUACAGAGCAUCUAGGUGAGCUUACUCUGGUAAGUAUGACAUUCUAUGAUUUACGUCUACAAACUACAAAGAUCUUUCCUUGUAAUAUUAGAAACCGUACGCAGCUAGUUUGAAUCCAAUUUUGAGUACGUUCAAACUGUUUUAUGUUUGUACUGACAACAAGAAGAAGAAGAAGUAUUUUGGGGUCUUACUUCAGACUUUUUAAUUUUUUUUUUAAUUUUGUGAAAUUUUAGGCAGAAACUGCAGCAGCCCAAGUAAUUCAUGUUGAUGAAAGAAGAGAGAGUAUAUUCAUCCCAGAAUCGGAUUUGGAAGGUUCUGAUUUUGAGAACACACCGCAUAGAAGCCAAGUAGACACGGCAAAAGAGCCUUUAAAAAAGUUAAACGAUUUUUUAGCCUCUCGUGAUGUUAGCCCUGUUCGACAUAAGUUGUCCGUUCCAUGGGAAAGUGCUAACGAGCGCACAAAGAGAAGGUACAGCCGUAAAGCAAAACAAAGUGUUCAAGAGGUUCUUGAAGUAAUUGCUCCAGGACAAAGUGAUAAAUUAUUGACCACAUUAGGUGAAAGCUUACCAUCUGAGAGAACACAAGCCGAAGAAGAAAUUUUACAAGCCUUAGCAGAAAGCUAUUUAAACGCAACUCACUGGAGCACGAGAAGACAAAUUUUGUCCAUCUUGGCAGAUAAACUAUCGCUUAAGGAACUGACGCAUUACAUUCCCGGGGUGACGCCUUACAGAUUUAACAUCGCGCGGCAUCAUAGACUGUUACAUGGUAGAGGUGCGAUCGUACCUACUGAUAUCACUAGGCGUAUGAAGGUUGAUUUCGCCAAAGUUGAUCAUUUUCUCGACUUUAUUACAAGUUCUCAUAUUGUACAAGACAUGCCAUUUGGAGAAAAGAUGCUGAAACUUUCAACAGGGGAGGUGAUUAAAACACCUAAUGUCGUACGGAUGCUAAUACCAGAACGGAUAACACAACAGUAUUUUCAGUUUUGUACCGAGACCAAUUUCACUCCGAUGAGCAAGCGCACACAACUCCGAGUACUAGACGUUUGCUCUGCGUCAGUGCGCACCUCUCUGCAGGGCUUGGAUAACUUCUCUGCACAAGGCAGUAAGGCAAUAGAAGAUCUUAGCGAGAUAGUAGACAAGAUAGCAGAUCAAGCAAAGUCACAAGCCUGGGCCAAGGAAAUGAAACAAACACUUCGGUCUGCCAAACAAUAUCUGCGGUCUGAUUACAAGGUAAGGCUAUCUUAAUAUUUGGUUAUUCUUUUAGUAGAUUGUUAACUUUGUACUUUGGCUGGAUUGAUGCUAAAUUUAAGCGAAUUGGUCAUAAACAUGAAAGUCAACUUUCUCUGGCUGCAUUGUACUAACUAGUAUUGAGGCUAACCCUCGAAACAUUGAUUAAGCGGAAGCUAUCUUCAAUUUGCGCCCUUUAAGCGGUUCGGACAAGCUUUAAUAAGUUUCAAACUUCUUUUACUACUUUUAAAAGAUUUUACGCUAAAGUAGCUGAUAUUAAUAACGAAAAAUCAUAGUAAAAAUUAUGAUGAUAGUGAUAACUAUGAUGAUGACGACGAUAGUAAUCUUUCACAUUUUAGAUGCACGUUACAAUGGAAUCAGAAGUUGCCGAUCACUGUUUAACGUUUUCCCUAAGUGAUCCUAAAAAUAGUUGUUUUCAAGGAAAGUGUAACCAUAACCACGAUGAGGUCUGCUACGAAUGCAAUAAAUUAACCGGGGUGCUGUCUACCAUAAAAGAAGCGUGCGCAGAACUUCAGUCUGAAGAAGAAAGAGAUGACAGUAUCUGUUUAGUGGCUCAAGCUGAAAAGGACAUUUUGGCAUGGAAAGCUCACCAACUCCGAACAGUUAACCAGGAUCAAGCAAAACAUGACGUGUUAGAUGUCAUAUUUCGGAGUUCAGCAUUAUUAGUUAUGGACUGGGCGAUGAAAUUCUUACCGCGAAAGUUUCGCUAAUCACAGUGUGACCGGUUCGCCAAACAAGGUAUUCCAUGGCACAUCACAGUGGCUUUUACAAGAUCAGAAGCAAAUGCCCCGCUUGAGAAGCUCACUUUUGUCCACCUGUUUCAGAGUUGCCCUCAGGAUAGCGUUGCAGUAACCGCCAUUUUACAAGAUGUUAUCGAAAUGUUAAAGGAGCGUCGGCCACAACUGCAAAAAGUGUAUUGCAAACAGGACAACUCAGGAUGUUAUCAUUGUGGGUUAACAAAUGCAGGAAGCAGGUUGAACAGUCUUUCUGAUAUCAAGGUGGAGAGAUAUCAAUCUGGGCGUGGCCCAACCGUUUUUGACCCCUAAAAGAGACCAUUUUAAACUUUGAUUACGUGAAUGGAGUAAAUAAAAUGAGUUGAAAAAUAUAGAUAUUUUUAUAUUUCAGAUCCACAAGGGAGCAAGGGAAAAGCCGACCGCCAGGCCGCAACAAUUAAAGGACAUAUCAAUGUGUACUUAAACGAGGGGCACGAUGUGAACAACGCUGCACAGAUGAAAGAAGCCAUUGAAUCAAAUGGCGGUAUUCCUGGCGUUAUUGUGAAGUAUGUGAAGCCUCCCGAACUAUCUGCUGGCAAAAACGUGAUCAAAUGGGACGGAAUUAGUACGCUUAAUAACUUCCAGUUUUGUCCAAAUGGUAUCACAACAUGGAAGGCUUAUAACAUCGGGCCCGGAAAGCUGGUACCAUGGAAGGACAUUCAAACCGAUGGUAUCUUUCCUGCUACACUUGAAGUUUUGGAGCCUCCUGAUACCCGCUCUCAGCAGUCAAGCUUUAGAAAAAUCAAUCCUAGAAAGGAAGUGCAGCAAAAAUCUUUGUCCGAACAACGGCUGAGUAGUCCUGACCAGCAAGAGACAGCAGGACAAGACAUGGAUGUAGAAAAAGAGAAAGAGGAAGUAAGCGGCCUUUUUACCUGCCCAGAAGAUGAGUGUAUUCAGACAUUCCAGCGAUCCUCAAGUUUGCAAGCACAUUUAGACGAAGGAAAGCACAAGCGCGCGCUAGAAAAAGAAACACUGUUUGACAAAGCCAGAAAAGGAUACGCUGCGAGAAUAACUGGAGAGCAAACGAAAGUUCCAACUUUUGGUUUCUACGCGGCAUCAAAAAUCUCAGUUGAUAAACUACACUCCACACUUGAGAUGGGAUGGGCUCUUAAAACAACAAGGAGUAGAACCCAGUUUACAGAAGAACAAAGAAAGUUCCUCACAGAACAGUUUCUCAUCGGGGAGGAGUGUGGUAAAAAGGCAGAUCCACAACAGGUAUCGCAAGAAAUGCGAAGAGUGAGGGACGAAAAGGCUGCUCGUAUUUUCAGUGGAAAGGAUAUUCUUUCGCCACAGCAGGUGGCAGGAUUCUUCUCAAGACUGGCAGCAAGGAUUCGAAAAACGUCAGCAACAUCGAACGAAGAAAGUGGAAGUGAAGACGAAGAGCAGUGUGCAGUCGAGGCAGAGGCCUUACAUUCGCACCUAAAGGAAGUUGUCAGCGAAGAAAUUGCUUUACGUCACCCCAUUGUCGCCCUUUCCCGUAACAUUUGCAGUUUGGUUCAUACAAAGAAAUUAUCUACCUUAACAGUUGCAGUGCUAAGGGACAUUUGUGAAGAUAUUGGCUUAAACGUGGAUGAUAUCACGGAGAAACGAAAAAAGCCACUUAUAAGUCGUAUUACGCAGGUCGUUAAGGAGUGCUCUUGUGCUCGAGUGUAA